Molecule: messenger RNA, 1305 nt
Organism: Cladocopium goreaui
Lineage: Eukaryota; Dinophyceae; Suessiales; Symbiodiniaceae
Source: the annotation of a GenBank genome assembly
GGCCGUUGCAUUCCGUCCCAUCACUGUGGUCAGAAACGCCAUGGGUUGAGCGCUGAGCGCUGAGCGCUGAGCGGAGCGCUGAAAGGCCGUUGGAGCCAACGGAUGAAUGAGCACGUGGCAAAGAUCCUACAGGAGCUCAUUUUCUUCCUGGCGCUGGUAGGAGUUAGUGAAUGCCUUCGAAGGCUGGUCAGACGUGCGAAGCCAGACUCCCGUGUGGCGGAGGCCUUGCUUAUUUGCAGCUUAGUGCUUGGAUGGUACAGUGUUUCCAUCACGCUGGUGCUGCUCAACAAAUGGGUUAUGACAUCCUGGAAAGGUGGUCUGCCUUUCCCCCUUUUUUACACGAUGAGUCAUAUGAUUUUGAAGGGCUGUUUUGCCCUGUUCUACUUGCUGGUCACCUGUCAACCAUUGAAGGUACCCAGUUGCGGCGCAUGCUUUGGAGCAUCGAUCGUGGGUUUCAUGACGGCGCUGGACGUGGCUGCUUCAAACAUGAGCUUCCUUUUCAUCACAGUGGCUUUCUACACGAUGCUCAAGUCUGCAUCUCUGAUUUUUAUCCUCGUGUUUGGCCUGCUCCUACGAAUGGAGCAAUGUAGUUUGGGCAUUGCUGGGACAGUACUUUUGAUCGCCUUUGGGAUUUUCAUCACUUCAUAUGGUGAGACCGAGUUCGAUGCCACGGGUUUCUGGCUGGUCCUCAGUUCAGAGGUUUUUGCUGCCAUGCGUUGGCUUGCCACGCAGAAGACCUUACAUUCCAGCGGCCUCAGCGCGAUGCAGACGGUGCUCUUCAUGUCUCCUGCGUCCUCAGUGACAUUGGCGCCCAUCGUGGUCUUGAGAGAAUGGCACGAGUUGACCUUUCUGGCGGAACCACAGGAAGUGCUUCACUAUUUCCUGCUGGUGCUGGUGCCGGGUUUUUUAGCAUUUCUCCUGCUUCUGAUUGAGGUGCAACUGGUGAAAGUUACGUCGUCAUUGACCUUGUCCGUCUUUGGCAACCUGAAGUCAGUAGUGACGAUCAUCUUUUCCAUUGUUGUCUUCGGUGAGACGACCACCUUGCUGCAAUGGUCCGGUCUUUUGUUGGCCCUGACUGGGAUGUUGGUUUAUGCGAGAUUGAAAAAUAAAUCGCUGGCCGUGGACUCCCUGGCUCUCGUGCGCUACGAGGUCUUGCCACAGGAAGAUGAGGAGCCACUGGAGGGCAAUGAGAAUGGAUGCGGCGAGGUUGAUGUACAGAUAGAUGAGCCAAAGGUGCCCCCACCUUCCACAGUUGGUGCGAAGACCGCGCCGGUUGAGGAAGAGCCGCAAUGACCCCCAAAAAAA